AGAAGAAGGACGUAAUUUGUGGUAACACCAUCGCUUCUUCCUCUCAAAACAACUCCGCAUGCAGACAACUAGCUGAAGUUGAAAACAAACGUAACUUAUUGAGUUGUAUCACUUGUUGGACAACCCGACUCUAAUUCUGUAGUAUCAUGUCCCCUCAGAGAACAUCUAAUUUAAAGUUUGUUUAAAGUAAUCGCCGAUGAGAGUAUACAACAAGGACUAACGUCAGCUGCACAUGCUAACUAACUAGCUCGUUAGCUGUGAUGGCAACUCCUCUGAUUUCCGCUCCUUUGUUAAGUCAAAGGGAACGCCGGGCUGCUCUGAGGAAAGAGAGAAGAAAAAAGAAACGCCAAGCUCUCGCCCAAGCCAGAGAAAGUGGUUUAAAACAUGGAGGAAGCCCUGCACAUGAAGUGGAGGAAGAAGAAGAAAUAAAUGAAGAUGACGUUGCUGUGGAAGAAAGACUGCGGCUGCAUACAGAGUGGUUGGAAAGAGAGAGGCUUGCCCAGGAGGAGUUCAGGCUGAGGGCUGAGAGGGAGGAGGCUGUAAGGAAAAGAAAAGAGGAGGAAGAGCGAAUGAUAAAGGAGGAAUGGGAGGCCCAGCAGAAGAAAGAAGAAGAAGAAAAAGAACAGAAGCAGCAGGACAAGCGAGACAGAGAGGAGGCCGUUCAGAAAAUGUUGGAUGAAGCAGAAAAUCAGUUAGAGAAUGGAGGAGCGUGGAUGAAUCCCGAGGCUCCUGGGACAAAGAGCUCGGAGAACUUUGGGACGGAGCGGGACGUGGCAAACUGUCCUUUCUUCCUGAAGACCGGGGCGUGUCGAUUUGGAGACAGAUGUUCUCGGAAGCAUGUUUAUCCCACAGCCAGCCCGACUCUGAUGAUCCGGGGAAUGUUUACGACGUUCGGCUUGCAGCAGUCGCGCCGCGAUGAUUACGACAUUGAUGCUUCUUUGGAAUACAGCGAGGAGGAGCUGCAGGAGACUUUCCUCGACUUCUACCAGGACGUCCUGCCGGAGCUGAAGAGUGUCGGCAAGGUGGUGCAAUUCAAGGUCAGCUGCAAUUAUGAACCACACCUGCGAGGAAAUGUUUACAUUCAGUUUGACACAGAGGAGCAGUGCAUGGAGGCCAUCAUCAGGUUCAAUGGGAGGUGGUACGCAGGCCGGCAGCUUCACUGUGAGAUGUGUCCUGUUACUCGGUGGAAGAAUGCUAUAUGUGGGUUGUACGACAGACAGAAGUGCCCCAAAGGGAAGCACUGUAACUUCCUGCACGUAUUUCGAAACCCUGGCAAUGAAUUUUGGGAGGCGGACAGGGACCUGCAUCUGUCUCCAGACCGCAGCGUCAGGGGGAGUCGCAGAGACGGGUGGCAAUCGGAAAGAUACGGAGACAGAUCGUGGAGGCAACGUCAGAACAGCAGAAGCCCCCCGAGAUCUGAGAGAUCCCAUAGCAGACGAGAGGGAGACAGACGGAGGAGCAGGAGCAGAGAGAGCAGGGCGUCCCAGCAGCACCGAGAGGACAGACGGUCAUCCAGACACAGUGACAGAAAGAACAACUGGUAUCUGAGCAAGAGUAAGGAUAGGUCGAGGAGUAGAAGUAGAGACAGAGAGCCAAACAGAAGUAGAGAUAAAGACAGGGAGCACAAGAAUAGAAGUGAAGAGACAGACAGUAGAGACACAGAAACACAUGAAGAAGUGAGGAAAAGGUCGAGAAGCACAAGCAGAGAAAGGAAGAAACGCAGUACAGAAAAGAGCCCCAAGAAACCAGAUACUAUUGAGGAGACCAAAACACGCCGCCGCCACAAACAAUCCAAAAAGGGCAAGAAAAAGAGCAAAAAGAAGCAUAAGAAGAAAAGCCAUCUGCCUGAAGAAGUGACCUCAUCUGGAGAGUCAGAGAAGGAGAAAGAGUCGGAGGACGAGAGAGUGGAGGGUGUCCCUGCAGCGAGUCCUAGUGGGGCAGGUCAGAAAAACCAUGAUUUUGAUCAAGGUCUGGGAGUUGACAGGGAGCUUUGUCCUGAGGUGAAACAUGAACAGUCUAUCACAGAAAUGCUGAAUGAGGCCGCCAGAGAAGGUGACAUGAGUAACUCUUAGUUACCUUUCAAAAUAUAUGAAUUGGUUCUGGCUUUUCUCCUCGACAUGUUUUUAGCAAGUUAGCACCUGUCACCAAUGCACAUGUACAUAUGUGAAUAUUUGUAGCUUUUGUAAAGUGGUUAACGUCGCUUCAAUUAUCGGACGCUGGAGCUGCAGAACAACAUGGUUAUUGAUGCUGAGUAAAAACAAUAUGAAAAAACAUCAAAA
This is a messenger RNA of Gymnodraco acuticeps, 2279 nucleotides long. It is a transcript of the gene zrsr2, whose product is annotated as zinc finger (CCCH type), RNA-binding motif and serine/arginine rich 2. Gene Ontology annotation, biological process: mRNA splicing, via spliceosome. Gene Ontology annotation, cellular component: spliceosomal complex; U2AF complex. The transcript is spliced from 11 exons. The record is from RefSeq and is a predicted model, not a curated record. Lineage: Eukaryota; Metazoa; Chordata; Actinopteri; Perciformes; Bathydraconidae. Bases 261 to 2072 code for a protein of 603 amino acids. Gene Ontology annotation, molecular function: metal ion binding; pre-mRNA 3'-splice site binding.